Molecule: messenger RNA, 1669 nt
Organism: Linepithema humile (Argentine ant)
Lineage: Eukaryota; Metazoa; Arthropoda; Insecta; Hymenoptera; Formicidae
Gene: Naa60
Product: N-alpha-acetyltransferase 60
Biological process (GO): N-terminal peptidyl-methionine acetylation
Cellular component (GO): Golgi membrane
Molecular function (GO): protein-N-terminal amino-acid acetyltransferase activity; histone acetyltransferase activity
Source: RefSeq, a predicted model, not a curated record
AUUCCCGAAAUUAUUGUGGCCGGCCUGCGCGUACGACGAACGGAGGGUCGUUUACAUCGCGCGCGAGAAACGUUGUAUGUGUCAGAUCUGUCGCGCUUGUAGCGUGAAGAGCAACGAGGCCGCGCAAGGCCGCGAAUCUGACAACAACGAACUGACAGAUACGCACAAACAAAAUGUCCACGACACGCCACCCUGUGUUUAUCAGCGGUGGUUACUUGUGCGCGACAACGUGAUGUACUCUCUCGAAUCGUCACCGUCGGCUCGAAACAAUACACAAAUGAUAGCCCGUAAGAUGAAAAUAGGCGAGCCGUGGCACGAUGGUCAUGUCCUUUAACCGGUAUCUACCGGUGAUCCUGCCGGACAUCGAGGAGAGCGAACCCGGCGGUAUCGUCGCCGCAAGUGCAGUCCAGCCGUCCGAUGGCAAGCAACGCAUUUCCUACAUCACGGAUGAGACUGUCACAAGAAACUGCACCGUCACCACCACCGGUGGCAAUUCAACGACGGCAACCUCCGUGACAACGCCGGCGGUUACGGUGCCGCUAUGCGUUCUAGGCGAGGUACAGCUGCGCUUCCUCUGCCCUGAUGAUCUGGAGGAGGUCCGCUCGCUUUGUCAAGACUGGUUCCCGAUAGACUAUCCUUACUCAUGGUAUGAAGAUAUUACAAGCUCAUCAAGAUUCUAUGCACUCGCAGCAGUAUAUGGCGGAGUAAUAAUAGGACUGAUUGUCGCAGAAAUAAAACCAUAUGCCAUGUUGAACAAAGAAGAUCGUGGCAUCUUGUGCUCCAGUCUAGGAAAAGAUUGUCUAGUGGGUUAUAUACUUAGUUUAGGAGUACGUCGCGCAUACAGGAGAAACGGUAUAGCAUCGUUGCUGCUGGAACAACUAUUGGCUCAUGUCACUGCUCCUGAACGUUCUUCUGUAAAGGCAGUCUUCCUGCACGUGCUCUCUAGCAAUGCUCCUGCUAUAUUGUUUUAUCAGAGAUGUCACUUUCGGCUGCACAGUUUUCUUCCGUAUUACUAUUCAAUCCGGGGAAAGUGUAAAGAUGGCUUUACGUAUGUUCUUUAUGUUAACGGUGGACAUGCACCAUGGGGUAUUUGGGACUGGAUGCGUCACUUAGCUGGCGCAAUGACCAAUCUUGUACCAUGCAGAGUGCCGCGCUGGAUCUGGCAACGCCUUCUAUGGGCAACCACCAUUCUUUCUUAUCAUAGAUGAUAUAUUUUGUGAUUUGUUAUGUUCCAUCAUAUAUUUAUUUUCCUUUUUUGGAUUUCUAUAAAUAUUACGAGACAAAAAAUAUAAAGUGCCAUAAAUCAGUUGAUUUUAUGACAGAUUCAAAUAGUUAGCGUUCCAUGAUUUUGUUAAAUAGAUUUGUACUAAUAUAAAAUCAGAAAAAGGAUAUCGAUCAACUUGCAAUGAAUAUUUAAUGUAUCAAGUGCAGAAAGUGAGGCCUCAGAAUAAUGCGACUUUUGUUACCAAGGAUUGCUAGUUGUUGAAAACGUACUGUUACUAUGAUACUAUUGUAAUAGUUCGAAAUAUCCAACUGCCAAAAAUGAUUAAGUUGAAAUAAUUUGCACAUUCAUAUCUUCCAUCUUUUCUGAAAAUGCAGAUUUAAAUUAAUUUUAAUUUAGAGAAGAAACUUUGAGAUAUUUUUAUUUAAUGCAAUACAAGAUUAAAGA